GGGGCAAAAGGAAGGGAAGAGAGAGAGGGAGAGAAGGAGGAGGAGGGGAGUGGGAUAAAAGAGAGGGGAGGAGGGCUCAAUCCUUUCACUUUAUUCUCGUCAAUUGGAUACUUUGCUGUACUACUGAGAACGAGGUUACGAAGGGGAGAGAGAGAGAGUGUCUGUCCUCCCUUCCCUCCUGGCCUCGUCCAUCCUCACUUGCUUUCUGUUGUUUAGUGUCUGCAUUGCGCCGUUUGUCUCCAAAAUCCCCGAUUUUAUCACUCCUGGGCAUUUGUCUUCUAUCCUAUACCACUCUCAUCCACGUUUUUUUAAAAAGCUUUCGGCUUCAAUUUGAGAUUUUAUGAGGAAUCCUUGUGGGGAAGGUGCAAAAGCCCCUCUUCUUUCGGUUUUAUAGUAGCUGGUUGAGUUCUUUGCAAGUUCUAUACAAAUCCUAGAAAAUAUUAGAUUGGUUGGGGAAGCAAACAGUCCAUAUCUUUCUUUUACGCUUGAAAGUGCUGCCUUCUGAUCUGUUUCGGUGGAAAAGAUUGGGGGAAUAUCGUGUUAGAGGGAAGAAAGGCCCAAUUUUUGAGGGAGGUGGAGGAGGGCAGGAGGCACCAUUUCUUUGAAGCUGUAUGAAGGAGUUCUGAAACAAUGAGAGAUGAAAAUUCAAAGAAAAGCAAGCUAUCAUGGUCCAAGACGGUAAGAAAGUGGUUCAACAUCAAGGGCAAAGCUCAGGACUUUCAUGCAGAUGAUGUUGUUGGCAGAGGAGGUGAUGGAGAAUGGAGGUCCAGCUUCCCAGAAAGGGAGGCAUCCACAGUCAAGAAAAGUAGAACAGAGAGAUUGCCCAAGAAGAGCAUGGAUCGAGUUUGGCGAGGAAGGAACGAUCUUGAUUCAGCUCAAGUUACAGACAUUCAGGAGUACAAGAUGUUUGUUGCAACAUGGAAUGUGGGUGGGAAGUCCCCACCAAGUAACUUGAAUCUUGAGGACUGGCUCCAUGCUUGUCCUCCUGCUGAUAUAUAUGUUUUGGGGUUUCAGGAAAUUGUUCCUUUGAAUGCGGGGAAUGUUCUAGGUGCUGAAGACAAUGGCCCAGCGAGGAAAUGGGUGGCACUCAUUAGAAAGACACUGAAUAAUCUUCCUGGCACUUGUGGCAGUGGCAGCUACCACACACCCUCUCCCGUUCCCAACCCAAUUGCUGAGCUCAAUGCUGAUUUCGAGGGUUCAUCAGUGAGGCAGAAGAACUCAUCGUUCUUUCAUCGGCGAUCAUUCCAGUCUCUGAGCCGUAGUUUAAGAAUUGAUGGAGAUAUCAUGGUCCCACCACCAAGGCUGGAUCGCCGAUUUAGCGUUUGUGAACGUGUCAGCUUUGGGAGCAGACCAAGUGAUUUUGAUCCCAAUUUUAGAUGGGGUGGGUCAUCUGAUGAUGAGAAUGUUGGCAUGGAGUCACCUAGUGUGGUCUAUUUUUCCCCAAUGUCAUAUGGCUAUGGUGUUCCAUCAAUGGAAGAGAGGGACAGACCAUCAGGAAGAUCUAGGUACUGUUUGGUUGCAAGCAAGCAGAUGGUUGGGAUAUUUCUCACAAUAUGGGUGAGGAGUGAAAUUAGAGAUGAUGUAAAGAACUUGAAGGUAUCUUGUGUUGGCAGGGGAUUAAUGGGUUAUCUCGGCAACAAGGGUUCAAUUUCCAUUAGCAUGUCUUUGCACCAAACAAGCUUCUGCUUCAUCUGCAGUCACUUGACCUCAGGGCAGAAGGAGGGAGAUGAGCUACGAAGGAACUCUGAUGUUAUGGAGAUUCUGAAGAAAACUAGAUUUCCACGGGUUCAUGGGGUUGCUGAUGAAAAGUCACCUGAAACUAUUUUGGAGCAUGAUCGAAUAAUAUGGCUUGGGGAUUUGAAUUACCGCAUCGCUCUUUCAUAUCGCUCAGCAAAGGCUCUAGUUGAAAUGCGAAACUGGAAAGCAUUGUUGGAAAGAGAUCAGCUUCGGAUAGAGCAAAGAUAUGGCCGCGUUUUUGAGGGAUGGAAAGAAGGAAGAAUAUAUUUUCCUCCAACAUAUAAAUUUUCAACUAACUCAGAUCGAUAUGCAGGGGAUGACAUGCAUCCAAAAGCAAAGCGACGGACACCAGCAUGGUGUGACCGAAUUUUAUGGUAUGGAAGAGGCAUCAAUCAAUUGUCUUAUCUUCGUGGUGAGUCCAGAUUCUCAGACCAUAGACCCGUGUAUGGAUUUUUCGCGGCAGAGGUUGAAAUAAUCAAUCGUAGCCGAAUCAGGAAGAACAUGGGUUGUUCUAGCUCUAGAGUAGAGGUUGAAGAACUUUUGCCAUACUCACAUGGAUAUACUGAUCUCAACUUCUAUUGAUGGGACCAACCAUCUAGGGCCUACAUGAACGUGCAUUCUUCUUUUGAUCGAAGAAAAUGUAUACUUUAUCUUGCUGCAUGCAGAGAGACCUGAGGAAGGACACGGACUACCGGUGUUUUUCAUAUGGUUAUUCUGCAUAUCCUGAAUCAACUUUAGCCGCUUUGUGGAUUCAGUUGGCAAUAAUACAAUUAAGCAAAAGAGAUCAAAGAAGAAGCAUUCCCAGAACACUAACUAUAAGGAAAAGGCUGUUCAAAUUUUGUCACUAACCAAGUCAACAGAACAAACACUCGAGAGAAAAACUUAUAUUCCACAAUAAAUCAGUUGCUAACUAUAUCACUCCCCCAGCUUGUUUUUGCAUUCUUAAGACCCUCCAAGUGUUCUGUCAAGAAAUCAGAUGAUAGUGGAGAUCGGCGAUUUGAUCAAGGAAGGUCCCUACAUUCAAGUUCCUUAUUGCCGGCCAAUAACAUAAGGCCAUGACUCCAUGAUAGAAUCCUCGGGGAGCUGUCAACAAUAUGAAAAGAGCUCAUUUGCCAUAUAAUCCAAACUAUGAUAUAUGACAUGAUCCUCCUGAACAAGUUGGAGGGAAUUUUUUGUAGUUUGAGAAGUAGGAGAAUGAUUUUGGGCAAAUAAUCAUGUGUAUAGUUCUUUUCCGUUAUGUAAGUUGGAAAGUGAGGAUGACUUCUGCAUUCAUACUCAUUGCCACGGUGAUAAAAGAAUGUUGAUAUUAUUUGUUGGUCAGAGGGCAUGGUUUAUUGUUUUAGCUGAAAAAGAUUGUACCAUUGAUUGUCUCUGGUGGUUACUUUGUUUUAUAUUGCUUCUUUUCUAUUGUAGAUAUCAUAAAAAGCAGGAAAAUGACAGAUCUUGUGGGCAGUCUUGGGGACAUGCAUUUUAGAGGCUAAGAAAAAGGAUCAGAGGGAUCAAAAGAUAUAUGUUUAUGUGCAGUGAAAGGAAGGCCUUCUUUGACUCCCCUCUGGAUGGGUGAAAGCUU
Molecule: messenger RNA, 3307 nt
Organism: Elaeis guineensis (African oil palm)
Lineage: Eukaryota; Viridiplantae; Streptophyta; Magnoliopsida; Arecales; Arecaceae
Product: type I inositol polyphosphate 5-phosphatase 4
Biological process (GO): phosphatidylinositol dephosphorylation
Molecular function (GO): phosphatidylinositol-4,5-bisphosphate 5-phosphatase activity; inositol-polyphosphate 5-phosphatase activity; phosphatidylinositol-3,4,5-trisphosphate 5-phosphatase activity
Source: RefSeq, a predicted model, not a curated record